AUGGAGCGGAGAAAAGUAAUCGAUUUUGUCUGGGGCUGCGGCGCGCCUAACACUUCCUGCGGUGAAUUGCAGCCGGGGCUGGAGGUUAAACGGAACCUCAUUGCUGCCCGAGUCUCCUUCCACCGACCUGCCCCUGGCCGCCGGGGCGAGGGAAGGGGCAGGGAAGGCUUCCGCCACCCAGCCGAGGGGCCUUCUGCUCACAGUCCUCCGCUGCCUCCCCAUCGGGCUUCGGCCCCGCCCACGGUCCUGGUUGAUGACCCGGAGCCCCAGGCCCGCAUUCACCAGGCCUCCUACUCCUCACACUCUCACCCCGGCCUCCUCUCUCACGUGCACCCGGCCGGCUCUCUUCCCCCGGCAAGUCCCGCCCGCACACGUGUGCGCACUCACUCCGCGUCCCAAACUGGAACCAACCCACACCCGGCAUCUGCCCAUCACACUGGCCGAUCGAUCGUGGGAAUCGAGCAGAGGCCCUCCCCCCGUGCCUGUCUCCCCCCCCCCCGCCCCCCAAGUCAUCCAUCUCCCAUCCCGUCAGCCACCGAGGCUUCAAAGGCGACCUGGCCGCUGGAGGUCCUUCUCCGAGCGACGCAGAUCGCGGGCGGCCCGGGCGCGGGGGUUCAGCCAGGCCGCAGCCGCUAG
Messenger RNA from Rangifer tarandus platyrhynchus (Svalbard reindeer), 636 nucleotides. Lineage: Eukaryota; Metazoa; Chordata; Mammalia; Artiodactyla; Cervidae. The record is from the annotation of a GenBank genome assembly.